AUGCGCACUAAUACACCUCGCUCAACGUUUUUUUGUUUUCGCUCUUGCUACUGGGAAAACACAGGACAAGAUGACAAUGGCAGGCCUUAUAUUUAGUGUUUUAUGUCUUCUUUUUGCUUCAGCGUCAUGCACAGAAUCGCUGCCAAGGCAACUGAACACGGAAAACAUCCUGAUCAACGUGACAGCAGGGACACUGGCGGAUACAGAAUUACAAGAUUCAAACAACUUGCAGAUAAAUUUGAAUAUAUCCGUGGGCAAAGAGCAGGUGCUGGUCAAUGACAUCCCAGUGGAGCUAUCAGGGGUCACCAGGUUCAACUGCCAGGCUCUUCUCUUGGACAGCGUGAACGGGAGCAGUGACUUUGAAUCUGGGGACCUGGUAUCAACAGUCACCCGGGUGAUGGUCAACCAGAACCGGCUGUACAGUGACUCAGAGGAGGUUGUGGCUCUGCAGGUGUUCAGUGAAGUGAUAGAGAUGGAAGGCAAAGAGGUCCAGCAGCCUGACAUGUGCGAGGUAAAAAUACUGAUGAGCCCAGAUUUUCAAAAGCUGGCUCAGUUUACCAACAUCUACCCCAUUGGACACAGCGAGAUCUUCAGGGUCCCAAGGGAGAACGAUGUUGUCGUCACAGAUCCACCAAAUCCUGGAAAAGAUGAAGAACAGCUGAUGUCUCAGACCACCAGCCAGUACCCUCUUAAGCAAACAGAGACCACCCAGGAGGAGAUAGCAGCACCAGGAAAGCUCCCAGAGACUCCCCUUCGAAUGGAUCCAGACCUGCUGAAUGAAGUCGGUUAUGAUGAUGAAUUUGAGGAGAGAGAGUUGAGCCAGACGGACCAGAUUCAGAUGGAAUCUCCACCAAAAGAAUUUGUGUCAUCUUACUCUGCCAUGUGUCAGUGGGUGGAGCAGGUCAGAGAGCGUCUGAGGCGCUUCUGCUCCGAGUCUCUACCUCUAUUCUUCCUGGUCAUGUGGGUCGUGGUGAUCGGUGUGGUGGGAUCAGCGGUCAUCGUCAAGAUCUUGGAUGUGUUCUUCCCAGCAUGUGAACACAAGAAUAUUUUUCACAUAAACCCUGCCACUCUAAUGCCAGAGGAGGAGAAGCAUAAUCUCCUGGACAACAUUGAAGUAGAAGCAGAGGAAGAGGAGAAGAAACCUUGAGUGAGGAUCGACUUGGCCAGCUCCUUUAAUUUCAGUUUGUUCCUAUUUGUUCAUGAACCUUGGUUUCUGUGUUAUGCUCUUAGCUUGGCCUGGUUUCCAGAUUUAUUUAUUUUAUACCCUUUAAGCACACAUGCAGUGGAAACAGACAUGUUUAAGGCAAUCUUUAAACCAAAACUGAGUUUGUUUGUGUACUGCUAUUCCAGAGAACGAGGUUGGUAGGAUGUGUCUUAAGCUCAUGUGAUAUGAUGUCAGCUGUCUGAUCUCUGGUUCAGGUUUGGGUGGUGAUAAGCUCACAGGGCGUAAACCAGCAUCCGUGCUAUCAGCUCAUUGUUUGCACACCAAACUCUGCUUCUGUGACCACAUGAGCAAGUCACUGUUGUUAAUCGCAACUCAUUUUGUGACUUGUUUUUAAAGAAACAAGUCACUUUUAACUGAGUACCUUUUCCUUACUAAAGGUACCAUGUUUUUUUUUUUUUAAAUACCAGCAGGACGCAUAGUCUCACCUUAAGGUCCUUUAGCAACUCUUCUAUAAAAAUCAUAAAAGUUUUAAACUUUCUGCAUUUAAAAAAGUAGUUUGACAGUUUAUGGAACAAUAGCAAUGACAGCAAUGUUUAUUUGUCCUCGUUCGGGCCCUGGGGGGGGCUCAACUUUCCUUAGAUAUAAAUGGGGGGACAGAGGGGAAUCUCUUAUUUUUUACUGUCCCCCUCAGUUAUUUUCAUACACUGUUCUAUCCAUAGCAGAUUCUUUUUUUUCUGCUGAAGUUGCAACUUUCUAUCCACCAGGAGUUCCUUAUUUUCUUUCGAAAUAAAAGCAGGUUUUUAUCCAAACAGAAAGCAAAGUGCGCUAAGGUUAAGACAGUGUCAUUAGCUUCAUUAGCACACUGGCUGACAUGAACACCAAAGCCUAGGGAGAAUAAAAUCACCUGAUUUGAUUGAAGACAGUAUAACACAGUGGUACAUUUUAGGUCUCAAGUUGUAUACAAACAUUAAAACUGAAUAAUUACAGUGAAAAGUUAAGAGCUCUUUUGGGUCUUGACCCUGGCAGGGAUCCCACUUUGCCAAAAAACCUAAAACAAAUAAAAACUAAACUAAAAUUAAAAAUUUUUGCAAAACAAAAACUAAACUAAAACUAAAACAGCAGUAAAAACGAAUUAAACAUAACUGAUAUGUAAAACAAAAGGUUAAAAACUAAAUAAAAAUUAAGCUAAUGAAAAAUCCAAAACUAUUAUAACCUUGUUCUGCACCCUGUCAAACCUGGGGUCCCUGCUUUCUACAGCUGAGAGGCAGAAUAUAUAUAGAUACAUAAUAUUUUGACAGAUUUACCCACAGUGGAGAAAUGUUGGGGAUUUUAAAUGUCUGACAAAAACAAAAUUACAUUUUAGACUAGUUUUAGUCAUCUUGACGAAAACAAAAUUUUCUUUUAGUCAGAUUUAGUCAUCAAAGAUCUGUUUUUGGCUAGUCUUAGUCUAGUCUUGCGCAGUGAAAAGUCAGUUGACAAAUAUUUUUAGUCGACAACAUUAUCACUGGGUAUCAUUAGUCCUAAUUGCUUGUUUUUUUUUUAGGAAAAAUGCAGAGAAUAACGAUAGUUUUGAAGUGUGCAUUUCUCAUCUCAAAUUAUACAAAUAGCAUUAAAAAACCUAACAAAACCCGAAGCUUUUACAGUUAUGCUUUCAAAAUAACUUCAUUUUUUCCAUAAAAUUAAAGUUUUUCUUCUUUCUUUAGGAGAAAGGUUCUUCUACAAACUUAACAGCCAUUUUGCAGGUAUUUUGUAAACCUUUCAAAUAAUACUUUAUACAAAAAUAAUUUCAGCCUUUAAUGCUGUUAUGUGAUUGCACAACCAGACAUCACAAUUGCAAUGAGAUCAGUUAUUAUUGAGUACAGAAGCAGAAGUGUAAAAUCUGAGAUGAUAAUGGCUCUGCACAGUGAGCUUUAAUAAAGUAAUGUAUUGCAGUCGCACUAUUAGUGAUUACUGGAAUGAAUUGAUGACCAAACUCUGAGCCAGAGAGAACAAACAAGCUCAAAGGUUUCCUUUUAAGCAAACGUGAACAAGACUGACACUGGUGGUCAUACACCAAUCAAAGAAAGGCUGGGGUGCUUUUCAACCUUGACCUCUUUUCUCCGAAUAUUCAGUUAAUCCUGAAAAUACAUCGGACAUUUGUGCAAAGUUUGAGGAAAACCCCUUAUUACACUCUUUAGUUACCUUGAGUUGAACAUGAGGCUUAAUAACUGCAGUCUUUGCCCUGUAACUAAUCUAUUCAUCUUUGAGUCAGAGUGAACAUUUUUGCAUAGUUAGAAAAAGUCCUUCAAGUUUUCUUGAGAUAACACAUUUACAAGAAUCCUUCAGACAUAUGACAGUACAUACAUAUGUACAAACAACCUGAGAACGAUCACCUGUGUGCAUGAAUAAAAAGGCAGGCUGGACCACUCUAAAUGAAGUCUGCAUACUGAUAAUGUUGGUGGUAAAAAUCUUUAAAAGCUACUAAAUGCACUUUAUGGUGAGAUUGAUUUGUCAAGGUAGGUUUUCCCUAGAAGGCUGCUUGGUGUCACUGAAACCUAAUAAAUAGAGAAAAUCCUGGGAAAUCAAAUAUGAAGACUGCAGGUUUAAAAGAUUAAUAUGAACAAACUGAGGGUUUUUGCUGGGCUGCAUCCAAGCUCUUAAUGUUCACCAAAAAAAGACUCUACUUGUAGCGCUUGUGUUUUUUUUCUCCAAAAUUGUACCCUCUUGCUGAAACAAUUUAUGUGAUGAAAACUAUAUGACAGCAAAUGCACAAUACUGACAUGAAUGAGUAUAUUUACUUAUAGAGGCUGGCAGUAGCCCUGCGAUCUCCUCCUGAAGGUAAGGAAAACCAUCACAUUUGGAUCAAAUGUCAUGGAAAGAUCUGAUUCUGCUAUUUUUAUUAGAUAAAGAAAGGAUGUUCAUGACUGUGUCUGCAGAAUGAUUAAAUCGUACCUUUUAUGUCUACACAUUCAGUAAUCAUCAACCCUUUGUCAAGCCCGGCCCUCCUCAGUUACUGUUAGAUGCUGGGCUCCCUCUCAUUUGAAUCACCGUGGGUGUCCAGAGUCUAAUCCAAAGCAGAUAUUUUUCUAUUUAACCUUUUGAUUACAAUGUGAAUAUCUUGAUUCAUUGUUGCAGACACUCCAAACACGCCUUUUAACCAAGCUGAAUUAACAAAAUUAAAGCCACAGCUUCACCAUGAUGCACUAAAAAGUCUGCAAAAGUCGGUCUAACUGGAAGGAACCCUGCACCGGUAUCUGACAGGGUCCGCUCUCCACCUCUUCUAAACUCUGAAUGUCACCACUGAAAGACUUUCGCUGUCCAUUACUGAGGCUCAUAUAUUGAUUGUCUUUCUUCACAGUGCCUCUGGCUGCUUUUGGGGCUCUAUAAGGAAGAAAAAUGAUUCUUUGACUAAUUUUGUGAGUUUCUGUUACUAAUAGUGGAGAAUGUAUGUGAAGUUGUUCAGAUUGUCUAUGCACUCUAAACGUGAGAUAAAGCACUGCUGUUACUGGACUGAUGAAAAAGUUCAGUGUGUGCACAACUCAUCAUCAAUACAUCCCCACUAAGUCAAAAAUAAGUUUAAAACAUUUUAAAAGAAUCUGCACUGAAACGUGAAUGCAGUGAAACUGUUUGACAGUUUUUCACGUGGUGGUUUGUGAGGAAUCUACGGAGGAGUGUUAGGGUUGAGCAUGUGAGAGAAAAAUGAGAGGAUGUUUUCUUUUAUUGUGAAAGAUGAAACGAGAAUAGAAUUCAGAUGCCCCUAAAAGGUAAAAGAGCACAAAUUUUGACCUGAUUCUCAUCAUGUCGGCUUUUUUUUCUUCCAAAAUAUGUACUUUUUCCUCAAUAUCGCCACAUAUUUUCCCAGCAUUUUCACUUUUCUCCCUGAGAUCGACAUUAUGUUCAACAUAUUGACCUUUCUUUUCUCACUUUGACAUUUUAUACUGACAUACAUUGACUUUUCCCUCAAUAUCACCACAUAUUUUCUCAACAUUUCAACUUUUUCUCCACAUUUUGGCCUUAUCCUCAUCAUUUCAGCUUUUUUCUCCAAAGUUUUGACUUUUUCCCCAACAUUGACUUUUGUUCUUAAUAUUUUUACUUCUCAGCAUUUUUUCCCUUGACAUUUUGACUUUUUCCUCAUCAUAUCAGCAUUUUUUCUAAUCACUUCCACUAUAUCAGCAUCUGCUUUUUCCUCAGCAUUGUUACUCUCCGUGACUUACUUUUUGUCUCCUCAUUUUAGCCUUUUUUUCUCCAAACACUUUGACUUUUCUCAACAUCUCACCUUUUUUAAACCAAUAUUUCUACCCCUGAACAAUGGCUGUUUUGUUGACAUUUUUGCUUUUGCUCAAAAAUAUUUCUACCUUCUUAAAGACUUCUUGUCUUUUCCCAAAAUUCUGACUUUUCCCCCUAAGAUCAGAAUAUUUUGUUCUGACCUUUCUUGCAAGAGUUUGACAUUUUAAAUAAUGUGAAUUGACUUUUUCCUCAUCGCCACAUAUUUUCUCAACAUUUCAACUCUUUGUCCACAUUUUAGCUUUUUCUCAAAAUUCGGCCUUAUUCAUGCCAUUUCAGCCUGUUUCUGAAGUUCUGGCUUUUCCCCUCAACAUAACUACAUUUUAUCUCAAUAUGUUGACUUUUCUCUCAACAUUUUAUUUUUUCUUAGACAUUUUUAAUUUUUCUUGACAUUUUGACCCCUUGCCCCUCAAGUUUUUUUUCCUUCACAUUUCUGCAUCUUUUCUCAACAUUUCCUCUUUGUCAGCAUCUGCCUUUUCUCAGAAGUUACUUUUUGUGAGAAUGUCACAUUUCUUUCUUCAUUUCAGCUUGUUUUUCCAACACCUAAACUUUAUUCUCAUUUUUCAUUAUUUUCCCCUGACAUUGUGACUUUGUUAUUUUAGCUUUUAUCCCAAAAGCCUGACUUUUGUAUUUGCAAUUCAACAGUUUGACUUUUUCUCAACCUCACUACUUUUCAAAAAUUUUCUACCGUUUUCUUGCCAUUUAAUUUUACCCAACAUUUUGACAUUUUGUUGACAUCUAAACUUUUUCUAAUCAUUUCAGUAACAUAAUAAAUAAAACCUUCCUGCUCUCAUUUUUCCUUUUUCCUGCCCGACUUUUAAUACUCCUCCAGCUGGUCAAAAGAAAGUACAUUUUGUUAAAAAGUAGUGUUUUGAUUCAUCAAUUCAAAUUGAGCUCAGCUGUUUGUAUUUUUUUCAAAUUUCAUGCAGAACACCCUGAAAUCGUCCUGCUUGUGAACCUCAGAGCAGCUGAAGUGAUUUUGCCUCCCUGAGGUUCAGUUAAUCUGCAGAAUGCAUGAUGUACUGUGAUAGAAAAGGUGCAUGUGUAGUCUAGCUAGUGAAUGCUCUGUGCUGUUUUACCAGCAAAGUAAACCAUAAAAAACUAGGAAGCUGCAUGAAGAGUCUAAACAGCUCAAACUGAAUUUGGAUCAGCCUCAUAUUCCUGAUUUAUCGACUGAAUUCAACACAACAAAGUGCUGUAGAUGAAAAUAAGUUAGCCUGUAAGGCAUGAUGUCAGAGUUGUUGAAGAAAACACAAAAAUAUAUUUUGAAUUCUUUGUUCAAAGCUGGUCGACUCGUGUUACUUUUUGAGACAUUUGUGAUCAUAAACUGUAUGAAGUACAGCUGGACUGUGUGACCAGAUCUAAAUCCUGCUGAUUAAAAGCUUUCCUUAUGACUAGAA
Cheilinus undulatus (humphead wrasse) is the source of this 6828-nucleotide messenger RNA. RefSeq names its product glycoprotein integral membrane 1 (gene ginm1). Bases 71 to 1147 code for a protein of 358 amino acids. NCBI's taxonomy places the organism in Eukaryota, Metazoa, Chordata, Actinopteri, Labriformes, Labridae. The record is from RefSeq and is a predicted model, not a curated record. The transcript is spliced from 8 exons.